AUGGGCGUAUCAGACCAAGCUGCUGGUCUUGUGCUAUUGACCUUAAGCGCUACCGCGUACGUCUACUACAGCUUCUGGGUGCUGCUGACGCCGUUUGUUGACAAGAACCACCCUAUUCAGCAGGUCUUCCUGCCAUAUCACUACGCCAUUAGUAUCCCUGCUGUGCUACUUGUGAUGCUGUUCAGUGGCGCUGCUACGUUCAUCGGCAUGGUCAUGAUCAAAAGUCAGAAGAAGAAAAGCGACUAG
Messenger RNA from Peronospora matthiolae, 246 nucleotides. The record is from the annotation of a GenBank genome assembly. Lineage: Eukaryota; Oomycota; Peronosporomycetes; Peronosporales; Peronosporaceae.